AUGUCACUGAGAUCAACCGAAAGUGCGAUUGAACUUCAAUUAAAGCCUGUUCAUAAGUCCAAGUACAACCAGUUCAAGUUUCAGUCAUCUUUGAGUCAGAUUUUCCAAAUGGUAACGCAAAAGAAGUAUGAAAAAAAGACAAAUUCACAAUCUGAAUCAUCUGCACUUCGGCAUUUAGAUCAUAGUGUGACAACACUGAAGUCAAAAGGAAAAGAAAAACAUAUUUGUCAAGUGGAUCAACAGAAGUCACAGUCCGAACUUCCGAUACAGUCUUCUUUACCAUUAUCACAACCUUCCACGGACACUGAUUUUUUGUCAUAUGGUUUAAAUUUCCCAUUUCAAAACAAUAUAUUUACUCUUUCACAGCAACCAUAUUUUGUAAAUACAGAUAAUGCUCCUUCAACUACCUAUAUGGAGUCUGCUCCAGUGAUCAAGAUGUCCGGAAUAGAAAGUCGGACAGGCACUUUAAUGUCACAAUCAUCUGCAGGGCAACCUUUUCUUGAUGGUUCGCAUUCAGCAUAUAGAGAUUCUUUUUCAGAAGACUUUUCUGUUGAUCAUAGCAUACCACAGUCGUCAAGCAGCGAUGAUUUUCCUGUUGGAAACAACUAUAAUCAAUCAAGUUUUCCAUUCCAAGGUGAACGGGCCCAUUUCAACAAAAUACAUCGGCAGCAAAGCGUAUUGUCAACAAAUUUAUCAUCAACAACCACCUCAGAUAUUGCAAAUAGAUUUAAAUAUAUAAGUACUGCUUCAAAUGUGCCGGCCUCCGAUAUGCAUACAAAAAUUAGGCCUGUUCCAAUUUUACAACCAAACUCGUUUCCAGUCCUCAGAACCAACGGAAAACCUAGAAAAGAGAAAUUGGUGAAGAUCGCUUUAAGAAAACGAUGCUACAAAAGGAAAAAGAGACGGAUAUCUGGGAAUGGAACCAAUUUAGACGGAGCAAACUUAGCAGUAAAUACCAACCAUCAGGAAAGAAAAUCUAGAAUUGGAAGGCCUCUCAAUCCAAAAACUAAAAUUAAGUUGACCUUAGUCCCCAAUUUGGUAUCAUUGCACUCACUGCUAGUUUCCACACAUAAAGAGCAAGAUAUUACUAUUUUGACCCAAGGCAAUUUUACCAAAAAGAUGGUUGCAGAAGAGUUAGAUAUGGAUCCAAAUAUAGAGUGGAAAUUUCGACCCAAUCAACAUGGUGAAGUGUUUCCUGGUCAAGCACAUACAUUGAUUUUUGUUGAUAAGGGCUAUCAACUAAUGAAAGAUGAAUCUCGAGCAUAUGUCUCACCUUAUUUGUAUCCUGGGGCAAUAGGAUUUGAAUAUAUAGGAAAGCAUACUGAUUUACCGACAAAUCCGGAAAAUGAAGAUAAAGAUAGAGGUACUUAUUUGACAUCCGGCCAGGGAGUAAUUCCGAUAUAUGAUGAUUUUGCUUUAGCAGUCAGAGAGCUUUUUCAAGCAAGAACAUUCUCUUUGGUAAGAGUCACACGAGCUGCUGCAUUUGAGCGCACUGGUGCAAUCGUAUUGAAGCUGGAAACAGCUCAUCCGGGAGAUAUACAGCUUAAUGAUGAAGAUGAAAUCGUUGAUAAUGGUCGAAACAACGAGGACGGAAAAAUUUACUUGGGACAAAAGGGAGAUCCGAUAACAACUGCAUUUAUAAAGAAAAGAAUUGCUCGACCAAGAUAUAAAGCAGACAUGCGAAUAUAUUUCAUUCCACGUGAUACAAAUGCUGUCCUCUAUUCGAGAGAAGCAAUGCUGGAACGUGAUUUGCUGAAUGGAAUUGUGAAUCCUUUAACAGAAAAGAGAUUAGUUACUUGUGCCUUUGAUUCCCGUCCAUGGUUAAGAAAACUUGGUAUAACCCAAAGACAAAGCAUCCAAUAG
Molecule: messenger RNA, 1863 nt
Organism: Brettanomyces bruxellensis
Lineage: Eukaryota; Fungi; Ascomycota; Pichiomycetes; Pichiales; Pichiaceae
Exons: 2
Coding region: 1-1863 (620 amino acids)
Source: RefSeq, a predicted model, not a curated record